Messenger RNA from Fusarium oxysporum Fo47, 696 nucleotides. Its product is annotated as mRNA splicing protein SMX3. The record is from RefSeq and is a predicted model, not a curated record. NCBI's taxonomy places the organism in Eukaryota, Fungi, Ascomycota, Sordariomycetes, Hypocreales, Nectriaceae. Gene Ontology annotation, biological process: mRNA splicing, via spliceosome; spliceosomal snRNP assembly. The transcript is spliced from 2 exons. Gene Ontology annotation, molecular function: RNA binding. Gene Ontology annotation, cellular component: catalytic step 2 spliceosome; U1 snRNP. The coding region runs from base 131 to 400 and encodes 89 amino acids.
AUGGCAAAUUUUCUCCUCAGGCACGCAGUGCUAAACCCAAUACGCUUGACGCGCCUGUCCUUUCGCAGCCACCAGAAAGCUCACUCAUCAACCUCAAAUUCGACCCCCAAACUCAUCACAACCACUCAAGAUGAGCUUCGUCCACCUUAAUCCUCGCCCCAUGCUGGAGAAGCUUGUCGGGAACCCGGUUCUUGUCCGUCUAAAAUGGGGCGAGGUUGAGUACAAGGGAACGCUGGUUUCCAUCGACAGUUACAUGAACAUUCAGCUUUCCGGCACCGAAGAGUACAUCGAAGACAAGCCUACUGGAUCACUGGGCCAAGUAUUGAUCAGGUGCAAUAAUGUGUUGUGGGUGCGCGGUGCAGAUGCAGGAAGCGACGCUGAUGCCGCUAUGACCGGUUAAUCUGCGUCAGCGGUGAAGGAAUUGUGAGAAGGAGAGGAAUAAGACACGAUGCUCUUGAAGUUUGUAGAGCUUUGGUCUGAUACGAAUCUAAUUCCCGGGGGAUCGACACGACACCGCCUCUUCAACUAUCAUCAAGCCUACGUAAACCAUGUAUCUACACAUGGUUCGCCACGAGGUAGCACUUAUCGAGUUGUUUUCAAAACCUAGAUCUUAAGCUUCAGGCGGACGGCCCAUGACGGCCCACAGUUUGGCAAUGUUUGCUAUAGUUAUAAUCUAAUCACAAACUAUGAAGAUUA